AGGCUCCAUGCAUGAAUCACUCAGAGCAGAGCUCAACAAGGAUCUGAAGACAGGGCCAUUUCACGACUGGUCCCCAGCAGUGUGCUGAGCUGCCACAGAACCGAGGGAGCAGAGACCAUCAGGGAGGACUGUGGGGCCCAUAGCUAAACCUGCCAUGUCUCUGUGUCCACCUCUCCGAGGCAGAUGGAAGCUGGGGUGGAAGGACUCGAUGCGGGGCUCUCAGCAGCUCCCCCAGCAGAACUACGAGGCACUGCUGGACCGCUGCCUGAGGAACCACUGCCUCUUCGAAGACAGCAGCUUCCCGGCCACCCGGAGCUCCAUUGGCAGUGGGCCUCUGCUGCAGAAGCUGCCUGGACACCUGCAGUGGAGGCGACCCCCGGAGCUGCACAGCAACCCCCAGUUCUAUUCUACUGAGGCCAAAAGGCUGGAUCUGUGCCAGGGAGUAGUAGGAGACUGCUGGUUCUUGGCUGCUUUGCAAGCUCUGACUUUGCACCAGGACAUCAUGCGUCGGGUCGUUCCCCUGGAUCAGAGUUUCACUGAGAAGUAUGCUGGCAUCUUCCGGUUCUGGUUCUGGCACUUUGGGAAGUGGGUUCCUGUGGUGAUAGAUGACCGUCUGCCUGUGAAUGAGGCUGGCCAGCUGGUCUUUGUUUCCUCCACCUAUAAGAACUUGUUCUGGGGAGCUCUUCUGGAAAAGGCCUAUGCCAAGCUCUGUGGUUCUUAUGAAGACUUGCAGUUUGGACAGGUGUCUGAAGCCCUUGUGGACUUUACUGGAGGUGUGACAAUGACCAUCAACCUGACAGAAGCCCCUGGAAACCUGUGGCACAUCUUAACCCAAGCCACCCAGAGCAGAACCCUCAUUGGCUGCCAGACUCAUUUAGGGAAAGAGAGGGUGCUGGAGAAUGGGCUGGUGGACGGUCAUGCCUAUACUCUCACAGGAAUCCGGAAGGUGACCUGCAAAUAUGGACCUGAGUAUCUAGUGAAGCUGCGGAACCCCUGGGGGAAGGUGGAAUGGAAAGGAGACUGGAGUGACAGCUCAAGUACAUGGGAGCUGCUGAGCCCCAGGGAGAAGAUUCUGCUUCUGCGGAAAGAUAAUGAUGGAGAAUUCUGGAUGACACUGCGGGACUUUAAAGCACAUUUUGUGCUCCUGGUUAUCUGUAAACUAAGCCCAGGCCUGCCGAGCCUAGAUAUGGGCCAGAAAUGGAUGUAUACCAUGCGGGAGGGCCGAUGGCAGAAGGGGAGCACAGCUGGCGGCCGGAGGAAGGCCUCUCCAGACACGUUUUGGAAGAACCCACAGUUCCUGCUAUCCAUCUGGAGGCCUGAGGAAGAUCGGAGGUCCCGGGGUCCCUGCAGUGUGCUAGUGUCCUUGCUCCAGAAGCCCAGACACAGGUGCCGCAACAGGAAGCCUCGCCUGGCCAUCGGCUUCUUCCUCUUCAGAGUGAGCAAGUGCUAUGAGGACCAGAGGAAACUGCCCCCCGAGUUCUUCUGGAGAAAUGCUCCCCUGAGCUGGCCUGAGGUGUUUCUCACAGAGAGGGAAGUGAGUCGGGAGCUGUGGCUGGAGCCCGGCACGUACCUCCUCGUGCCCUGCACAUCCAAGCCCCACAAGGAGGCAGAGUUCCUCCUCCGGGUCUUCUCCAGGAAGCACAUCUUACAUGAACUUGGCAGCAAUUCCAGUGCUGUCUUCUCUAAGGAGAUAGUAGACCAAAAAGAAGGGCAGUAUGAAGUCUUCGCCAAAGUCUUUGAAAAGUAUCCAGAAAUAAAUGCAGUUCAACUGCAGAAGAUCCUGAACCACGUGAUCUGGCCAGGUCUGGCGAAUGCACGGCCCUUCUUCAGCCUUGAUUCCUGCCAGGGGAUCCUGGCCCUCCUGGAUCUUAAUGCAACAGGUACUGUGAGCCUCCAAGAAUUCAGGGGCCUGUGGAAGCGGCUGAUGCUCUAUCAGGAGGUAUUCCACAAGCAAGACAGUCGUGGGUCAGGAUACCUUGACUGGGCACAGUUGCAGGCUGUCAUGAGGGAGGCAGGAAUCGUGCUCAGGGACGAUGUCUGCCAGCUGAUGCUCCUGCGCUAUGGCAGCCCCAGCCUCCGGAUUGACUUUGUCAGCUUUGUCUACUUGAUGAUGCGUGUGGAGAACAUGGAGGAUGUCUUCCAAAACUUAACCCAAGAUGGCAAGGGGAUAUACCUCCAGAAGCCAGAGUGGCUGAUGAUGACCCUGUACUCCUGAGAAAGCCAGAGUUGGUCUGGCCUCACUAAGGACUCUGCAUAUGUCCCAACAUUAUGGAGACCAACUCUUGUUCAUGCCGCUCUUCAGGACCAUAUACCAGCCAUCACCCUCUCAGCUGGGAAGGUUUCUUUCCUGCAGCUCUCUCCUUUGAAUGGCCAGUAUGCAAAAACGGGAAGGGAGGUCAGAAAGAUUGCCUGGAAUUUGUUAAGUCCAUCUACCUUUCCCUGGGGCUGAGGAUUUAGCUCAGUGGCACAGCGCCUGCCUGGCAAGCGCGAGGUCGUGAGUUUAAUUCCUGGUACCAGAAAAAUAAAAACCAAAACAAACAAACAAAAAAUAACCAUCUACCUUUCUCUGAGGCCAUAACCUUGUCAUGAGCACAGAUAUUACUUGAUAUGGCCUAGGCAGUCUGAUUCCAGAGCUGGAGCAGCUCUCCUCUAUGCAACACCUCCAUGACCGAUCAGCUUAAAUAACACUUAGGACGAAUGUCUUGGCUUUGAGGUCUGAAGAGGGAAUGCUACACCCUUAGAGACCUGUAUCAGCAUCUGUAAAUUGAUAGAGAUAUAAGCUGUUUCAACCAUUUGGGGAUGGGGAUAGGAAUUUUAAGAACAUAGAGGAUAAAGUAUUGCCAAGAUCAAGUGGGCAUGUCAGCACUGGCACCUGAACCCACUGCUGUCUUUGGCUAACAAUAUUGCCAGAUGACUGGAUUUUGGGCACCAGUGGAUUUUAAACACCUGAGUUUCCAAAGGCCUUCCUGCUUAUAUCAGUCUAUUUAUUUGACCUACAGACUAUCAUAUUCAUUUCACAUCAGAACUUCUCUGUGUACCUCCUGCAAAGACGAACAAUAAAGUGUACAGUUAACCAGCGGA
Chinchilla lanigera (long-tailed chinchilla) is the source of this 3081-nucleotide messenger RNA. RefSeq names its product calpain 14 (gene Capn14). Gene Ontology annotation, biological process: proteolysis. The record is from RefSeq and is a predicted model, not a curated record. The transcript has 22 exons. Gene Ontology annotation, molecular function: calcium-dependent cysteine-type endopeptidase activity; calcium ion binding. Gene Ontology annotation, cellular component: cytoplasm. NCBI's taxonomy places the organism in Eukaryota, Metazoa, Chordata, Mammalia, Rodentia, Chinchillidae. Bases 155 to 2215 code for a protein of 686 amino acids.